CCAUCUUUUAUUAUGUUGAAUCCUUAGAUGGGCUUGGGCCCGUGGUUAUAUUGAAGAAAAGGCGAACACGUGGCGACCGAAAAUCAAAAGAGAAAUUAUCCCAAAAACAGUUACGAGUUACGAGCUUACGACAUCCCUCUCCCCGGUCUUCACCAUCAGCUAGUGCCCACCGCCACCGCCGCCUUCCUGGAGAAUUCUUCUCUUUGGUUGAAGACAUGGUGGGUUGGCAGUUGCGUGUACAGUCCCUAAUCCGUCAAGUUGGGAAAAGAAUGGAGAAUUAUAGUACUUCUUCUUUUUCUCCUUGUCAUUUUCCGAAACUCCAGACACCACCUUCUCAAACCAUGUCAAUGCCCCUUUAUCACUACUGUCAACAGUUGGGAAUUUCCAGUUCAAGGAACUUGCUUGCAGAUUUGUCUGCUGGAGUUGCUCCUCUAUCAGCAUCAGAUGGUGAAAACGGUGAAGAACGGGACCGGAAAUCACCUUCUGGACCUUCACAAGUUCAAUUUGUCUUAAAGGGAAUUAAUCAGAGCCCUAAUAAGGUCAACUUGGUUGCUAAACUGGUUCGUGGUAUGCGUGUUGAAGAUGCAUUAUUGCAACUGCAAGUGACAGACAAGCAAGCAGCAAAAACUGUGCAUCAGGCUCUUCACUCAGCCCGGGCAGAUGCAACUUAUAAUCAUGGGUUGGAUCCAGAACGUCUUCUUGUUGCUGGGGCCUUGGUUGGAAAGGGAUUCGUGGGAUUCCGCAAGAACAGACUUUACUACCAUGGUAAAAGCAAUGAUGGAACUAAAGUGAGACCCAAUUACCAGCUAACGGUGAUGCUAAGGGAGAUAGCUCCCGAAGAGGAGGAGGAGAUAACCAAACAGAGAGUUAACAAUUUUCUCUAUCUCAAGAAACGCCUCAGGCUCACGAAGCAGGAAAAUAAAUUUGUUUCUCACUACGUUACCAGCAAUCACAAAGGCAAAGCCGGUACCAGUCAACCAAGCGGUCUGGCUUCGUGAGCAAGCUUUCGUCCCAUGCUUGAACAUUUUGAAAGAUUUUUGAGACACAAAUCGAGAGCUCCUCCUUUGUCAUUGCAAUUCAAUAAAAUGUCUUGUACAAGUGUGAAAAACCAGAGUGUCAAGAGUAGGAUGAAGCGGGCCUUUGUCUCGGUUUCUGUUGUUUUAAAUGCUUAGAUGUAGAAUAUCUCAAGUCAUUUUUAUCUUUAAUUGGUGCAUUGAGAUAAUAUAGUUCUACUUCUUUCUCCUUU
This is a messenger RNA of Malus domestica (apple), 1246 nucleotides long. RefSeq lists its product as uncharacterized. Lineage: Eukaryota; Viridiplantae; Streptophyta; Magnoliopsida; Rosales; Rosaceae. Gene Ontology annotation, molecular function: structural constituent of ribosome. The record is from RefSeq and is a predicted model, not a curated record. Gene Ontology annotation, biological process: translation. Gene Ontology annotation, cellular component: ribosome; mitochondrial large ribosomal subunit.